GUCACAUUAUAACUCCAGUCUUCGAGUUUCAUGAAAAUUUAUUUAAUAACGUUAUUGUUAAUUUCCUAAACCACAGAUGAGUGCUUGGGCUGAAACCGUUCAAGCAAUUGAUAUCAAAGAGAUCGAUAAACAAUUUGAAGAUAAUUUUGUGACAACAGAAGUAAAGGAAUUCAAGAAAUUAGAAGAUUCUGAUCAAUAUUUGAAAAGUUUAGAAUCAAAGUUGAAGAAAAUAAAAAAAGAUCCGUCAGUUUUGAAACAACUGAAAGAAAAGCGUGAAGAGUGUUUAAAUAACUUACUUAACAGUUCUUUGACCUCCAAAACAAAUCAAGAUUUUGAAUUAGAAGAAACUGUUCAGUCGAACGAAAUUAUUCGUCAUCUUGUUCCAGCACAAGCUCAAACUAUUGAUAUUAAAACAGGUACGAUGUCAAAUCCAAUUGACUUGAAGGGUAAAUUAGCGUAUUUACUGGUCACUGGAGCAAGCAAAGGUAUCGGAGCAACAAUGGCAAUUGAAACGUCGCGUCAUUUUAAGUCUGGCUCUGUUGUUGUUUUGUUAGCGAGAUCUCAAUCAGGUUUGGAAGCUACCAAGACAGCAAUUCUGGAAGCUAAUGCUUGUUUGAAGGUUGUCAUCAAAGCGAUCGACCUCACAAAACCAUCUACUGAAGAUCUGAAUCUCAUUAUUCAUAGUUCAUAUGAUAAAUCCGUUAAUUUCGACCUAACAAUGAUAAUCCAUAAUGUUGGAACGGUCGGAGAUAUUUCGAAAUGGUCGCAUGAAAUUGAAGAUUAUAACGUACUGGAAAACUACUAUUCAACAAAUAUUUUCUCUCCAAUUAUUUUGAAUAAUUUGUUUCUGAAAGUAAUUCCUGAAUCGAUGAAGAAAUUUAUUGUCAACAUCACAUCGAAAGCAGCCAAAUUUCCUUUUAAAAGCAUGGGAUUUUAUUGUCAAGGAAAAGCAGCGAGAGAAAUGUUUUUCAAUGUUUUGGCUGAAGAAAGAAGUGAUGUGCUGGUGUUGAAUUAUGCACCAGGUCCAGUUGAAACUGACAUGACAGUGGAUUUGCAAGCAAAUUCUGUUGCUACAGAAACUUCAAACAUGUUUGAGAAUCUUCGUAAGACAAAAACAAUUUUAACAACCGAACAAACAAUUAAACGUUUCCUGGAAAUCGAAAUGCGAUCAAACUUUCACGAAACUUUCAUUUUCCUCACAAAGCUGAUGUGGAAGAAUCGAAUAAUUCUUCCCGCUAUGAUUUCUGUUGCAUUUCUUGUUUGCAAUUUUCGUUGGGAAAUUGAAAUUUCAAUUCAGACUGAACGAAUUCAAAUGCCAAACAAUGAUGACAAUGACAGUGACGAUGGAUCAAUCGGCUACACUUCCAAUGAUGAGUUUGAAGUAGCGUCAAGUGGUGAUGAUGAUUUUGAAGUAACAUCAAGUGGUGAUGAUUAGUCUGAUGAUACGACGAUCAGCUAGAAAACUGAUUAAAGUUCCCACAAACGUUUAUUGUGAUCUCAAAGAAAUUUUUUUAAAAUGUUUUUUGUUAUUUUUUUGUCGAUUUAAAAAUAAAUAAAAAAUUGUCUUUUUUUGCAAAG
This is a messenger RNA of Clunio marinus, 1578 nucleotides long. The record is from the annotation of a GenBank genome assembly. NCBI's taxonomy places the organism in Eukaryota, Metazoa, Arthropoda, Insecta, Diptera, Chironomidae.